CCUGUUCAACAUGGAGUCCACAGUGGAGAAGCUGGAGGCUAUGUUCAUGAAGUCAGAGGCUGACCUGGAAUACAUUGGGAAGCGGCUGAAGCUGGACUUCAUCAACAGCACUGCAGAGAAUGGAUGUCCUACUGAGGAGAACCCAGCGGUGAUGCUGGAGAACCUAAGAGCCCUCAAGGCCAAACACACAAUGUUGUGCUCUCAGCUGAAGGAGAUCACAGCUGCUCAGAAAGAGUCUAUGGAAUCCAUCAGAAACAACCUUGGCAGUGUCAUGAAGCUGAUCCAACACGUUCAACAGACUACUGAUAUGGAGGUGGAGCCACUGACUGGGUUGGAGCAGGAGUCAGCAGAGCUCCUGUCUUCAGCCAUCAGUAAGAACUCUACAGAGGUUCCUCCUUCUGUAGUAUCGUUUGGCCAACAGCAGUUACCGAGUGAGUCUUUCAACUCUUCCAAGGGCUUUAAAUAUGAGGAGCUGAGUGAAGCUAUGUUGGAAGCAGUUUCUUUCAGCAUACAUUCCAACAUCAAGCCGGCUGAGCUCAAUACGUUCUAUCAGCAGCUGCAGCAGCACCGAUCAGAACGGACAAACUGUGGAUUCCUCAGUGUGCAGAAGAUGAAGCAUUUAAAGAUGAAGGUGAGCGAUGCCAAGUUGAGGAUCCUGCAGCACCUCUCUGUAGUCGAGCUGGACAGAAAGGGCCAUGUUCUUCUCGUGAUUGCGAAGUGGAGACUGUUGACAGGGUGGUGGUUGUCACAGGGUGUGCUUGAUUUGGUUGAGUCUCCACCUGUCCCACAUGAUCUGGAGUAUGAAAGGUGAGCUCACUGAAGGAACAAACUGCAGACACUGAGGUCACGGCCAGACCAGACGCCCACAGGCUACCAGGCUUAUGACAUCGGACAUAUUUUCUGUCAAGAUGAAGCUGUUAACUGUUGCAGUUUACAUACACAAGUGAGCAAAGCACUAUGCCCCCCCCCCCCCCCCCCCCCCCCCCCCCCCCCCAGUUUUCCAUUUUGACUUUGUCCUCUCCUGCCUGCAGCCUCAGCAUGCUUGGUGUAACGUUAUGGUAUCCCUUUAUUUGCCAUUUUGCAUAGAACAAGAUAUUUAGUUUGAUAAACUAAUAAGAAAGUAAUUCAGAAACAUUAAUGAAUCAAUCAAAACUGUUUUCACUUUCAAUCACAAAAAAAGAGGUCAUACACGGGGACCUGGUAAAUAAGCUGGAGACCUCAUCAUAAGUGUCCACAGCAGAGACCCAGUCAGCCUCAAAGUAAGAACACAAGUCCUUUGGACAGAAAGCUGUUUCACCUCUGACAACACAAUGGUGGAUGUGGUUUUUUUGUGUGCACUGUUGCAACCCAACACUGCUGUCACAGGGUCCAGGAGUACACCUAUUCAUCAGUUACAGUAAACAACUGGAAGUCAAGAACGAGAUGUUAAAGGUGCAGUAGGCAAUUUGCGUAAACCACUAGGCCAAAACCAUGGCGUUGCAGCGCCACCCACUAGCAGGUCUCCUGACGUGUGGACAAGUGAUGUUUAACAAACUGCACACAGCGUUGUUUUUACAGCCUGCACCAUUUUUUUCGAUUUACAGAGCCAGGGCUGAGCCGAAAACCUGGAUUAUUUUUCGGAGUGCACACAGAACCAACAGCUAGCGCAACGUGAGGAAAUAUUCGCUGAUUUUGAAUCGCUAACUGCCCCUUUAAGGUGUUCAGAUACUUUAAGUAGUUGCAUGAUGAAAACGUGGAGCAGUAGAGUCAGUGUCUGACCUGCUGUCUUUUGUCCAUUGUCAUAAUCCAUCAUGAACUGUCAUAUUCUCCAUCAUUCGGUCCUUUCAUGGGAGAAGUAAAUUAAUAAAUCUAAGUAAUAAAUCAAUGUAAAUUUUGACAGCAUAUUAGAUUUGUGAUCUUUGUACCUGACAUGGUCCUAUUGACAGGGCUUUUUCGAAAAUGUGCUGUAUGGUCUGUAAUAAGGCUGGGUACUGAACCUCCAUACUCACUGAUACUGACCAAAGUGUUUGUAGAAAUGAGGAUCACAAGUUUCCACAGAUUAAUAAUCUGGUUUACUAUUUCUUAGACCAGAUAUAAAAAAAGACUUGCUAUGUAAGUUUUUACGUAAAAAAAUAAUCAUUUUGGUAUUGAAACUGAAAAAUAUGCCAUGUUUCAUACUUGUGCCCUACAGUAUCUUAGUUGUUUUAUUUAGUGAUGACUUACUCUCUACCACAGCUCUAACAUAUCUGGUAACUUAGUCCAUAAUGAAGUGAAAUAAACUGAGUUGUGGUAAGUGCAAGGCUGUCAGGUAAAAAUCUUUAAAUCUGCAUUAGUGACAACUGAUAUUCUUGUAUUGUACAGCAAUUGUUUAAGUCAAAUGGAAUUAGUUUCUGUAACAAAAGGAGUAUUAAUGUUUUUAAUGGGCCUAACAGUUUUUUGCAUGACAUGGAGGGAUACUUCUAAACUCGAACCCUCUGGGCUAUCGGAAGAAACAAGUCAUAUGUUGUCUUUGCGCAUCAUUUCAUGUGGACAUCCUUAAACAGCACAGUGAAAAAUAAAAAUUUUGCAGACUUUG
Scophthalmus maximus (turbot) is the source of this 2554-nucleotide messenger RNA. RefSeq names its product spindle and kinetochore associated complex subunit 2 (gene ska2). The record is from RefSeq and is a predicted model, not a curated record. Gene Ontology annotation, molecular function: microtubule binding. Gene Ontology annotation, cellular component: outer kinetochore; spindle microtubule. Bases 11 to 811 code for a protein of 266 amino acids. Gene Ontology annotation, biological process: chromosome segregation; mitotic cell cycle; cell division. The transcript is spliced from 8 exons. NCBI's taxonomy places the organism in Eukaryota, Metazoa, Chordata, Actinopteri, Pleuronectiformes, Scophthalmidae.